AUGUUCCGUACCCAAACGCAGUACAAAAUUGAUCCUGACACCGGCCGAAACGCUCUCUGUUACAGCAUCGUCACGAUUCAAUCAAUCAGUCGACUGUUACUCCUUAAUCCUUAUAACAUUGAACGGCUUAAGGAGCUUGUUGAGUAUGGUCCUCAUCCUCCUCCUGGUAAAACUAGAGCCAAGCAUAUUAUCACGGACGAUGGUCAAAGGCUUGAUCUUCGUUACUUGAAGAAAAGCGGUGAUCAUCAUCUGGAGUUUGGAUACAAGCUGGAGAGGCAAUUGAAUGAUGGAGAUUUUGUGCUUUUCAAUCGACAACCGAGUCUGCAUAAGAUGUCUAUAAUGGGGCAUAGGAUUAAGAUCAUGCCAUACUCCACCUUCUGGUUAAAUCUAUCUGUCACUUCACCAUACUUCACUUGA
This is a messenger RNA of Lactuca saligna, 417 nucleotides long. The record is from the annotation of a GenBank genome assembly. Lineage: Eukaryota; Viridiplantae; Streptophyta; Magnoliopsida; Asterales; Asteraceae.